Pocillopora damicornis (cauliflower coral) is the source of this 1607-nucleotide messenger RNA. RefSeq names its product carbohydrate sulfotransferase 11. Gene Ontology annotation, biological process: carbohydrate biosynthetic process. Lineage: Eukaryota; Metazoa; Cnidaria; Anthozoa; Scleractinia; Pocilloporidae. Gene Ontology annotation, cellular component: membrane. The record is from RefSeq and is a predicted model, not a curated record. Gene Ontology annotation, molecular function: sulfotransferase activity.
UAUAUCGAAGGCAUGACCUUGAUCAAUACUAAGUGCCAUUCCACCGAUAGAGUUGUGCGUUGAUUGAGAAGGAACCUUUCUUAUUAAAUCAAAGACAGGUUGCAGAAGUACGUACAUAAUUCCAAAAUGCGUUGUUCGUUAAGGAACUUCGCAAAACUUACAUUCGUCAUUCUGAUGGUGCAUGUCCUUGCAGGGGCAUUUUAUUCAGUAAUUUUUGAAACAAAUCGAAGUGUUAACGAUUCCCAGAAUAUCAAACAGAUGAAAAGAGAGGCACUGACUAGACUUUUAGAGGAAAGAUAUCGGCCUUGGAAUUCUUCUGCUUGUACCAAGCAAGGUAGAAGAAAACCAAUUCAAUAUGUCGUCAAACAUCACCUUAUCGUGUCCGAGCGUUACAAAACACUCUUCUGUUUCGUUCCUAAAGUAGCAUGUAGCAACUGGAAACGAAUUUUUCACGUUUUAGAUGGACAUUUCAACUCGUCGGAAGAUAUCUCCCACGAAACUUCGCAUGAUUCAGGAAAGUUACGCUUUUUGAGACAUUAUUCAAACGCUACAGUAGUAAAUCACAUGUUAAAAACAUACAAAAAGAUUGCAUUUGUUCGCGAACCUAUGGAGCGAUUUCUGUCAGCCUACCGGAGUAAAUUUGCACCCGUUAAUCCCCCUAGAAGGGGAUUUUACUACAGCACCGGCCUAAACAUCAUCAAGAGGAUGCGGAAGAACUCUACAGGGUUAACUCCACAUUAUCCCACAUUUAAGGAAUUCGCAAAUUUCGCGAUUACUACGCCUGUUAGCUCUCAUGAUGAACACUGGGAUCGUCAGCAUAAUUUAUGCGCUCCGUGUGAUAUAAAUUAUGACUUCGUUGGCUUUUAUGAUAAUAUCAAAGCAGAUGCUGACCUCGCUCUUAUGUUGAUGGGAGCUGAUGAAGAGGUUACUUUCCCAAAUAUCGAAGCUGCACCCGAAGGACAAGGAUCACAAACGAAGAUGAAGACUUUCUAUUCAGGAAUAUCACAAGAAGAAUUUACACGACUGCAGAAUAUAUACGCAAAAGACUAUGACAUUUUUGGAUUCAAAAAGCCCAGUUAUCAAGAAAUAGUGAAUCCCUGAAUUUCUUCAGCAAGAAGGAAAAGGGGAGGCAAACCACAGCACGAAAAAGGAUUACUGCUUAAAAUGGCGUACAGCUGUCACAGCUGUACGCCAUUUUAAACAAUGUUUGUUAAUAUUGCCAGACACUAAAAUUUUAACCAACACAAACUUGAUAGGAAUUUGAUGAAACCGGUAAGCUCACUCACCUUUGAGACAAAAAUCACGUCGCAGAUAGAAGUAACUAAUUUUAACAUCUCAUUUCUAAUUGCGAUUUCAGAAAAUUAGAGCAGUUGUCUCCGGUUUUUAUUCUCCGUUGGUUUAAAAAAAUUCGCCACUCUCUCAACCAAUCAGAUGCAAAACUGAAACCAAAGAGUCUUCGUCAAUGACGUUUUCCCGCGGCUCCUUAUAAUAAUAAUAAUAAUAAUGAUAAUAAUAAUAAUAAUAGCAAUAAUAAUAAUAAUAAUAAUAAUAAUAACUUUAUCUAACGAGGGUUACACAAAGCAGUAAAUAUACUAAAGAACCAGUGA